Ustilaginoidea virens is the source of this 2295-nucleotide messenger RNA. RefSeq lists its product as uncharacterized. The record is from RefSeq and is a predicted model, not a curated record. Gene Ontology annotation, biological process: protein phosphorylation. The transcript has 6 exons. Gene Ontology annotation, molecular function: protein kinase activity; ATP binding. Bases 1 to 2295 code for a protein of 764 amino acids. Gene Ontology annotation, cellular component: nucleus. Lineage: Eukaryota; Fungi; Ascomycota; Sordariomycetes; Hypocreales; Clavicipitaceae.
AUGUCUACGCCAACGACGGCUGUGGCCACGCUCCCUCACUACCGAGCACACGCUACUCACGGCCACCACUCGCACCACAACGCCGCCCACAAGGGCUACCUCCACCACAACCACCACCACAACCCGGCGCCGUCGCUGACCACAACUUCACAUUAUCGCUCGACUGCUGCCCAUUCUCUGCUGCACGCGGCCAACUCGUCCGCACCCACCCCCUCGGCACCCGCAAGCACAACAGCAUCAUCGCCAUCAUCAGCGUUCAACGGAGCACGGCCGGUGCCCUUUUGCCAAGCGAGCAGCGGCCACGCUGCAGCGGGCUACUCGCAGCCGGAUGCCACAGCCCAGAACCACCACCACCACCACCACCACCAUCACGCCCAAUCACCGCCCGCACCCCCUCCGCACGACCACCAUCUGCCUCGCCACCACCAUCUCGACGCUUCAUCUGCAGCAACGGCGAGACCCCAUAUCGACCAUUCGUUUUCUUCUUCCACAAUGGUUGGCUCAACCGGCUCUGCUACCGCUACGACAACGGUCGCGGCAAGCACAGAUGACCCUCCCUCCAAGAAACGCCGCCGCUCCCGCGAGCCUGACUGGAAUAAUUUUUACCGAAACGGCUUGCCCAAGGAAAUCAUCGUCAUUGACGACACGCCGGAGCCAGAAGCCAACACGUCCCGCAAGCUGACCACGCAUGCCAACGGAAAUGCCUCGACGGUCAUUCCUUACGAUACCACGGCCUCUACUCGCCAGGCCGUAAAGCGAAGACGGCGGGAUGCUGCCCCUUCGGGCUAUCACGUCCAGUAUGUGGGUUCCCACACAAACACUCCGCUGCAGCACGCAACACCCAUCGGUUCCACACAAUCCAGUGACCGCACCAACUCCGUCCUUAACACGACGGCCCCGACUUCUCUUUCCUCCAAUAGCCAAUACGAAGAGGUUCCUUCUCCAUUGAAGCGGAAGCGAACAACUCGCCAACAAGCUGCCAGCGAGGCAAAACGCCGAGAUGUCGAUGGUCUAGGUGGCCAAUUCUUGACCUACAAGCCUCCGCCCUUUCCCCCAAAGAAAGUUUCGGAUGUUCAUGUGCGGGUCGUUCACGAUCAAUACUCAAAGAAUGUCAAGGUCGAUGACGAUGACGGUCACUACAUUGUCGUUCCUGACGCCGAGCUCACAGACAAAUAUCAAAUCUGCCGUCUUCUUGGCCAGGGGACUUUUGGCAAGGUCGUCCAAGCGCGGGACCGGAAGAAAAAUCAGGCCGUAGCUGUCAAGAUCAUCCGAUCCGUGCAAAAAUACCGCGAUGCCUCGCGGAUCGAGUUGCGAGUCCUGGCGACACUCAAGGCCAACGAUGCCGAAAACAGAAACAGAUGCAUCCAUCUGAGGGACUGCUUUGACUAUCGUGGGCACAUUUGCAUUGUUAUGGAUCUGCUGGGGCAGAGUGUCUUUGACUUUUUGAAAGGAAACAGCUUUGUGCCUUUUCCUAACAGUCAGAUUCAAAACUUUGCUCGCCAGCUGUUUACCAGUGUAGCUUUCCUGCAUGAUUUAAACCUGAUCCAUACCGAUCUAAAGCCGGAGAAUAUACUUCUUUGGGACGAUUCGUACCAGACCUUUACAUAUAACCGAAAAAUUCCAUCGUCAUCCACAACCAUCAACAGGCAGGCGUCACAACGACGAGUGCUGCUCAAUACAGAAAUACGGUUGAUCGAUUUUGGAUCUGCCACGUUCCAGGACGAAUACCACUCUUCAGUCGUCUCAACAAGGCACUACCGAGCGCCCGAGAUCAUCCUGGGCCUCGGUUGGUCAUUUCCCUGCGACAUUUGGAGUAUCGGUUGCAUUCUUGUUGAAUUCUUCACCGGUGAUGCCUUGUUCCAGACCCACGAUAAUCUCGAGCAUUUGGCCAUGAUGGAGGCUGUGGUUGGCUCGAGGAUCGACAGCCAUCUUGUGCAGAAUGUGAACAAGAUGUCCACAAGAAGCGGUGGCAACCCAGCGUCCAAAUUUUUCAAACGUCUCAGGCUGGACUAUCCGACGCCCGAAACGACACGAGGAUCUAAGAGAUUUGUCAAAGCAAUGAAACAUCUUAACGAUAUUAUCCCAGCAAACAAUCAAUUCUUCAAAAACUUCCUCGAUUUGCUCAAAAACAUCUUUGUGUACGAUCCUGCUCAACGGAUAACUGCCAAGCAAGCCUUGAACCAUCGUUGGUUCAAGGAAGCUGCCCAGCCAGACGACGGGACCGAGGCGGCUAAAUUACGGCUGGAGAGGAAACGGCUGGAGCAGGAUAAGGCUCGAUACCAGCACCACGUCUGA